Molecule: messenger RNA, 3156 nt
Organism: Letharia lupina
Lineage: Eukaryota; Fungi; Ascomycota; Lecanoromycetes; Lecanorales; Parmeliaceae
Exons: 2
Coding region: 1-3156 (1051 amino acids)
Biological process (GO): DNA-templated transcription; regulation of DNA-templated transcription
Cellular component (GO): nucleus
Molecular function (GO): DNA-binding transcription factor activity, RNA polymerase II-specific; zinc ion binding; DNA binding
Source: RefSeq, a predicted model, not a curated record
AUGGCGUCCACCAGCGCUCCAGGUUGGCCAUCGAUAGAGGCUCAAGAGUAUGCUGCUGCAGAGAGCAUGUUGCAACACUCCCGUUCCGCCCGAAGCAACUCCCAGACGCUCAGUGGAUUCGCCAUGCCCGAGGUUCAAAACUACGCCCUCGACGCUACACAUGCACAGGCACAAAUGAUGGGUCCAGGAUCCGGUCAAUCGUAUCCACCUCCUUUCGUGCCUCCUUUUCACUCUGCCAGUGCGCAAGAGCAGAACCAUAGUUUCAAUGGAUCUUUUGAGGGAAAGAUACCCUCCUCACACGAACUUCAGGCCCAAUUCGAUCAACAACGAACGGACUCAUUUUCAGAAUUGUCUCAAGGGCGAGAUUCGAACACGUCUGAAAAAGGUCACCGAGCAAAUUCCCACGCUGCAGGAAGAAAUGGGCACAGUCACAGAAACAGUAGCCUAGACGGAUCCGAGCCCACAAGCCCUGUCAGCACACGAGAGUACACAAAACGUCAGUCGGAUGGGCGUGCAUCCUGGACACACCGCUCGAGCAACGAGAAUGUGGGGCAGCGCGAAGCCAAAGAAGAGACGGACAAGAAACCUCCCUGGAGCGAACUCAAAACCAAAGCGGGCAAAGAGCGCAAAAGACUGCCAUUGGCCUGCAUUGCCUGUCGGCGGAAGAAGAUACGAUGUUCUGGUGAAAAGCCAGCUUGCAAGCACUGUCUGCGGUCACGGAUACCGUGUGUCUACAAAGUUACUACAAGGAAAGCGGCACCGAGAACCGACUACAUGGCAAUGUUGGACAAGCGCCUCAAGAGAAUGGAGGAAAGGGUCAUUAAGAUAAUUCCAAAGGAAGAAUCUGAGGCAGUACCAAGGGCAAUAAUCAAACCUUCUGCUGCUGCUCAAGCAAACAGUGGAAAGAAGAGGAGUGUCGAAGAGGCUUUUGGACCACAGCUGGACGAGUGGACAGAUUCAAAGCCGACUGCACAGCCACCUAAGGGCCAAGGUAAUCAUGAAAGCAAAGUCAACACGGAAGGUGCAGAGCACUUGCCUACACCAGAACUCCAGGACCAUCUAUCACAAGUUUUCUUUGACAAUCUGUACGGGCAAUCAUAUCAUCUUUUACACAAGCCAAGUUAUAUGCGCAGGUUACGUGCUGGCACGUUGCCUCCUGUCCUCAUCCUUGCUGUGUGCGCGGUAUCUGCCCGCUUUUCUUCGCAUCCUCAAUUGAACACCGAACCUGCCUUCUUGCGAGGCGAGAGUUGGGCUGGUCCAGCACGCGACAUCGCCUUGCGUCGUUACGAUGAGCCGAAUAUUACCACUCUUACUGUACUGCUGCUACUUGGUCUUCACGAAUUUGGAACAUGCCAAGGUGGAAGAAGCUGGAUGCUUGGCGGCAUGGCCACAAGAAUGGCUUAUGCUCUUCAGCUUCACCGAGAACUGGAUCACGAUCCGCUGGGACGGAAGACUGAGAACAAGUCGGAGCUUAGUUUCACUGAUAGGGAAAUAAGGAGGAGGACUAUGUGGGCCUGCUUUCUCAUGGAUCGGUUCACAUCCUCAGGGACUGAGCGACCCAUGUUUGCCGAUGAAGAUAUCAUAAAGGUGCAGCUGCCUGUCAAAGAAUCCAACUUUCAAAUGGAGAUUCCCGGUCCCACCCAAAGUCUGGACGGUCGAGUGCCAAAUCCUGUGAAGAGUGACACUGGUCAACUGUCUGACCCUCAAGGCAACAUGGGAGUAGCCGCGUAUAUGAUCCGCGUAAUAGUCCUAUGGGGUCGCAUCAUCAAAUACUUGAACAUGGGAGGGAAAGAGAGGGAUGAAUACCCUAUCUGGGACACCAAAUCCCAAUAUGCUGAGCUCAGAAGACAAGCCAGCGACUUCAAGACAUCAUUGCCUGCGGAACUUCAAAAUACUCGUGAAAACCUGAAGAACCACGCCGCUGAGAAACUAGGGAAUCAGUUCCUCUUUAUGCAUAUAGCUUCACAUCAGGUGGUAUUGUUUCUACACCGCUUUGCCAUACCCACUGCCCCGGGAGGAAGAAAUCCAAAGGAGAUGCCAAUAUCCUUUCUUGCCGAAGCAGCGCCGGCAGCUCUUGACGCGGCUAGCCAGAUAUCGGUUUUGAUCAACGACGCUACAGAACAUCAUGCGGUUGCGCCGUUCCUUGGUUAUUGUGCUUUCAUGUCGAGCACCAUACAUGUAUGGGGUAUCUUCUCCAAAAAACAAUCCAUCGAGGCGUCGUGCAAGCAACAUCUUGCCAGCAACUUCAAAUAUUUGGGCAAGAUGAAGAAGCAUUGGGGAAUGUUCCACUUUAUGACCGAAAAUCUUAUGGACAUAUACCGUCAGCAUGCGGAUGCGUCCCAGAAAGGAUCGAGUGAGAUGGCAAGUCAAGAUGAUACUAUCUUUCAGUAUGGAGACUGGUUUCAGAAGUAUCCUCACGGCGUCUCAGAGACAGAUUACCAGGAUCCCGCGGUCCAGAUCAAGAAGGAACCCAACAGCGAUGUCACGUUAAGUCACGGAAAAGACCUCCAAAGCGUGGAAGACUUCUUCCACACCCAGUCGCCACCCUCUCGCUCAACCCAGCCUCGAAAGUCCGGCAAGAAAAGCGCCAAGAUCGCUUCGCAACCAGAGGAUCGUCUACCCCAGCAGCGGCUCCAACAACCAGAUUUCCAUACCAAUGCUACCCAACAAGGCAUGCUUCCCCUCCCCAUGUCGCAGCCACAUAUGGAUCCCUCCGCUUUUGUCGGCCACCCACCUCAGCUCUACCCCCAACCCUGCUCCAACUCCUUCCCUCAAGCCUACGACAUGCUCCCUCUCUCCACUCCCGCCAACACGGCCCUCCUUCCCCAGCUCGACCGCCACCUCGUCUACGGCGCUUAUGCAGGCAACGAUCCCACUGGCUCUUCUUCUGCCUCUGCCCUCAGCGCAAUGACCAGUGGCCUUCAAGAUCCCCAAAGCAACCAGCAAGGCUUGAACGAUCCGGCCACUUCGAUGUGGGAUAAUCCACUGGAUCUGUCACCGCAGACGCAACAGCAGAUGCUGGGUUCGGGUGGGUACAUGGGUGAUUUGCAGACGAGUGCGUGGUUUAUGCCGUUCAAUCUGAACCCUCCGGAGAUUGGGGGGGAGGGUAAUGAGUUUGGAAGGCGCCUCGAAGGGUUCGGAGGAGGCGGUAUCUAG